This is a messenger RNA of Symbiodinium sp. CCMP2592, 1179 nucleotides long. The record is from the annotation of a GenBank genome assembly. Lineage: Eukaryota; Dinophyceae; Suessiales; Symbiodiniaceae.
AUGGAUGCAUGCACCUACAAGAGAGCAAUUAUUUUGAUUUUGCUGAUCGCGCCUUUCAUUCUGCUGACGAGCAAGUGGCAGUUGUUCAAUCCAUUGUGUGAUGGAAUAGUGUCUUUGCGGACUUUGCCGCAGCUGGGGGGCGCUGUAGAUUUGCUCCUACAGCGCGAUCUUCGUUUAUGCGAUGCACGCUUCUCUGAAAGUGCGCGCUGCUUUGCGCGGCCCCGGCCCUUCAUCGUCGUUUCCAUUCAGCACAGUGGCACCACCUGGUUGCAAGCGGUAUUGAAUGACGUGCCCGAGGUGCUACAUCAUGGCGAGCUGCUUAUCACGCUGUGGCCGAAGUGGCACCAGUAUCUUCACAACGUGUCCAUACAUGGGAGAAGCAAUAUGUCUUGCGUGGAAGAGAGACGAGCUUAUUUCCACGAUCAGCAGCUCGAAAAUUGGCCGCAGUUUCUGAGGCUGUUGGAUAUGUACUGGGGCCUGGAAGUGUACGACAAAAGGAUGACCGCCUGCUUUCAGUUCAACUCGUCAUGCAAGAAAGACGAGACGUCAUGCAAGACAGACGAGGGUCUUCGGACACGGUACGACAAUUUGGAGAUCACAAAGCUGUUCUCCAGCCAUACUGCAGUGGGGUUCACAUGGCACUGGUGUGAUGGCUGGCCGCAGAUGCUGGGAAAGGCAGAGUUCGUGGCGGCAUUGAAGGAGCGCUGCGUGCGAAUCAUCUUCUUGGAAAGGACCAACGCUGUGGCUCAUGCAUUGGCCUCUUCAGCUAUGAUGGUUGCUCCCGGCAAGCAGGCCGAGAAAAAAAGAGUGGAUUUUCGAAGAGAGGAUAAGAUCUGGUCGAGAGUUUCUCGAGACUUCCGAAAAGCCUACCAGAAUGUCCUGGAUGCCGGGUUACCAUCACUGUGGAUCCCUUACGAAACCUUGAGUCGGGCACAGCAGGAUUCCUUUCAAACGGUUCUGAAUUUCUUGGACUUGCCUGGCGCCAGGCUGAACAUGAGCAGAUUGAGCGAUGCCACGAAGCAUCACAAAGGGACACCCUUAGAGUACUUAGAUGCCAAGGACAUACCGAGAUGUGAGAAAAAUUCACAGCCUCGUCCCUUUCGCGAGUGCUUCGACACUGUCCGAGCAUGCAUGUUGAACGACACUUGUUCCAUUCCUGCGAUCCGUGCGUGUGGACAC